This is a messenger RNA of Symbiodinium necroappetens, 1290 nucleotides long. The record is from the annotation of a GenBank genome assembly. Lineage: Eukaryota; Dinophyceae; Suessiales; Symbiodiniaceae.
AUGGAGCCACUGCCCAGCUUGCUGGUGAACCGCUCCCCAGAGAGGCCUGCUGGAAAGGUGGCCAGGGAGUUCCUGACAGUUAGCCGUGAGGUGCACCGGCUAAAGGUCGCCUGCAUCUCCACUCCAGAGGCUGGUCACCUCGUCCCUGCAGUGCAGAUUGCAAAAGCCCUGGCUCGGCGAGGGCAUCAGAGUGCCCUGGUCACCUUAGACUGUGCCCGAGAGAAGUUCGCGAAAGGCUGCGAGGCAGCCGGCUGCGAGUUCGUCGGCCUGGCGAGGGGCAUCCAGGGCUCGGAUGCCGAGAGUGGACUGGCCGCUGAGCUGACGUCGAAAGGGCUCUUUGGCAUCCUCUUCAGGCACUAUGACCAGGCGAUGAGGGAGGAAUUUCGAAGCUGGCUACAGUCGGAGCAGCCAGACGUCGUCGUGGCAGACAUGGUGACUUUGGCAGCCGUAGAGCCUGCGAGGGAAUGUGGGAUCCCUGUCAUCUUGAAUGUUCCGGGGCCGCUGGAGCUCUUCAAGAACAUGGGCAUCUCGCUUGUGCUGAUGCUUUGCGCCAUCUCCUUCCUCAAAACACGGAGCUUCACAGACACCAGAAUCAUGCUGCAGGUAUUGUUCGAUCUCAUGCCUGCAUUCAGCACCCAGCUAUGCUUGGUGAACAGUUUCUUCGGCCUGGAUGCUGCAUGGCCAGUGCCUCCCAACAUCGUCAUGACCGGCUCAACAGCCCCAAGACCCUCUUCGAUCUUGCGGGAGACCUCGGAUGAACGUUUCAAUGCGUGGUUGCAGCGAGUCCGCGGCAUGGGGCUCCGGAUCAUCUACGUGACCAUGGGCAGCAUGCAGGUUUUGGAGCCCUUCCAAGUACGAGCCUUGUUCGAGGGUCUCCAGGCAGUGUCGCCACGCUGUGCAGUGGCUUGGUCUUUGAAGUCGGAGCAACAGGAGAAGUUGCCGGUCGGCAAAGAGGCAUUGCCUGCACACUUCUUUAUCCAGAAAUGGUUACCGCAGGGCGAGGCAUUGGUCCUGUCACCGCCAAAACUCACUGCCGCUGCUGUCACCACCGCCGUCAGCAAGGUCCUUGCUGAUGGCAGCUACGCCCAGCGAGCUUUGGAGCUGCAGCGGUCGAUGCUGAAGACCGGAGGCGCAGAGGCGGGGCAAGACACGACCGUUUUAGCAGCUCUGGUUUUGUCCACAACACCGGCGCUCUCCGAAGUUAAAUGCAAAUCAUGCCUUGGUGAUGUGAUGACAUCCGUCCUGGACCAGUGCACCGCAGACCGAGAGAUUCUGUGCAGGCCUGUGUAG